AUGACUUACAUGGAAUUAUUCCCAUCUUUGGUCGACAAGAAACACAUUCAAACUAUACCUCCUCCCCCUGUUCCAGAGACACUUCUGUAUUGGUACAAAGCUGACCAGUUUUGCGCUUACCACCAUGGGGCACCCCGACAUGAUCUAGAAGACUGUUAUGGCUUGAAGUCUGACGUCCAAAGAUUGAUCAAAAGAAGAAUUAUGUCUUUCAUAGAUGUCAAUCCAAAUGUACAAGUCAAUAUACUACCUCAACAUGGAGGAGAUUCUAUCAACAUGGUGGAAGGUUGUCCUGGUACUUUCACAGUUUAUGAUGUAUGUUAUCUAGAGGGAGAUUUGGUUGAAAUGCACCUUAAGUUGGGUGAGCUCAUCUAUAUGAUGCCACACAACUAUGAGGCUUGCGGACUUUGUCGUACAACUCUUUGUGGUUGUCGCAUUUUCAAUGUUCCUGAACCCUUGGAGAUCACAUUCGAUAGUCACAACUCUGCAAAGUCGCCUUUAGUUAUCUACUUACCAGGCCCAGCUCCGUACCAAUCUGACAAAGUUGUACCCUACAAGUACCAAGCUACCAUGAUCAGAGAUGGUAAGGAGGUUCCUCUACCCUUUAUUCCUUUUGUCAUCAACAUUGCCGAUUUAAGUGGAGUUACAAGAAGCGGGCGUGUAUUCACUACGGUACCACCAAGAAAUGUUGAAGCUUUAGUUGGGAAGAAAAUGCAAGUUGAGGAAUCAACUGUGAGCAAUAAACCUAAUGUUAUGGAAGAGUCCAGCAGGGCUAAUAUCAAUUCAGAAUUUGAUGAGGUUUUGAGAUUAAUCAAGAAGAGCGAAUACAAAACUGUGGAUCAGCUCCUACAAACCCCUUCCAAAAUAUCUAUUUUAUCCCUGCUGAUGAGUUACGAGGCUCAUAGGGAGGCUCUACAAAAGGUUCUUGAGCAAGCUUAUUUCGACCAUGAUGUAACGAUUGGCCAAUUUGACAGCAUUGUCGCCAACAUAACUGCCUGCAACAAUUUGAGCUUCAGUCAUGAAGAACUCCCAGUAGAAGGCAAGGAUCACAACAUGGCUUUGCAUAUUUCCAUGAAUUGCCUUACUGAUUCUCUAUCCGGUGUAUUUGUAGACACAAGUUCUUCACUCAACGUCAUGCCAAAAUUAACUUUGUCUAGAUUGAAUUUUCAAGGAGCUCCUAUGAGAUCUAGUGGGGUUAUUGUCCAAGCUUUUGACGACUCCAGAAAGACCAUCAUCGGUGAAGUGGAUCUCCCCAUGACAAUUGGCCCACAUACCUUUCAAAUCACCUUUCAAUUUCAAACUCUAUCUAUUGCUGACAAGAACAUACAAGAGAAUGGAGCUUCUAUUCGUUUCUUCAAUGAUGCACGACAGUUAGUCGAAGAUGGCUCAACGAGCGGAUGGGGACAAGUUGUGAGUCUCCCCAAAAACAAAUUUUGUGAAGGCCUUGGCUUCUCAACUACACCUUCAAAGUUUGAUCAACAAGACACGGUUGUCCGUCUUAUUCAAGAAACUUUUCAAAGUGGAGGAUUCAUCAACCCUACUCAAUCUGAAACAAAUGUUGUCAUUGAAGAAGACCCUAAAGAGGAUGCACAAAGCUUCGUGACGCAUGGGAUAGUCUGCCGAAAUUAG
Lathyrus oleraceus (garden pea) is the source of this 1626-nucleotide messenger RNA. RefSeq lists its product as uncharacterized. The coding region runs from base 1 to 1626 and encodes 541 amino acids. NCBI's taxonomy places the organism in Eukaryota, Viridiplantae, Streptophyta, Magnoliopsida, Fabales, Fabaceae. The transcript has 3 exons. The record is from RefSeq and is a predicted model, not a curated record.